Messenger RNA from Larimichthys crocea (large yellow croaker), 3527 nucleotides. It is a transcript of the gene ppp1r12c, whose product is annotated as protein phosphatase 1, regulatory subunit 12C. Gene Ontology annotation, molecular function: phosphatase regulator activity; enzyme inhibitor activity; protein kinase binding. Bases 221 to 2341 code for a protein of 706 amino acids. Gene Ontology annotation, cellular component: cytoplasm. The transcript is spliced from 20 exons. The record is from RefSeq and is a predicted model, not a curated record. Gene Ontology annotation, biological process: signal transduction. NCBI's taxonomy places the organism in Eukaryota, Metazoa, Chordata, Actinopteri, Sciaenidae.
CUCCAGCGUCUACUGCACAGCAGCGGUGGUGACGUCAGGAGCACAAGCCUGGGCAACUUCGCGCGUUCGCGACGCGUCGGCGGGAACGCGCAGACGCUUCCUCCACAUUCAGAGCCAGAGAGCAAGAACCAGGAAGUGAAAGUAUACACAUGGAGGGUGUGUCUUUCUCUGCCACCGAAUGUUUUAUUUUUAAAAGCACACAGUCCUCCUCGGAUAAAUAAUGGGGGACUCGGCGAGGACCAAGCGGCGGGAGCAGCUGAAGCGCUGGGACGGCUCCUGCACCGACAAAGCGUCGGCCGUGGCCAGGCGGAGGUGGCGGGGCGGUGCCGAGAACGGUUCAGGGGAGCCGGAGGCCGAGCUCGGCGACCCGCCGAGGGACCAGCCGGUGUCUGUGGACAGAGAUGAAACCAGCCCCCUCCUCAAACGGCGGAAAAGGGUGAGGUUUGACAGGGCUGCAGAGUUCCUGGCUGCAUGUGCCAGCGGAGACACGGAGGAGGCAGAGGUGAUGCUGGAGGAGGCCAAAGAGACCAAAAGGAGGAACGGUGAAGACGUGGGAGAAAUUAUCAACUGUUCCAACGCAGAUGGGAUCACUGCUCUACACCAGGCCUGCAUAGAUGGCAGCAUGGAGAUGGUGACCUUCCUUUUGGAGCGUAAUGCCAACGUGAACCAGGUUGACAGUGAGGGAUGGACGCCGCUGCAUGUUGCUGCCUCCUGCGGCUACCCUGACAUUGCAGAUUUCCUUCUGCAGCGAGGUGCGUCUCUCUCUGCCGUCAACUGUGACGGCGACGUUCCCCUCGACAUUGCUCUGGAUGAGACCACUGAGUCCCUUAUUCAGAAAUACACUAUGAGACAGGGUGUGGACUUGGAGGCAGCCAAGCGGCUGGAGGAGGAACAGAUCAUGACAGAUGCCCGGACCUGGCUGAAUGAGGGCCUGCCUGCUGAUGUACGACACCCCAGGACCGGAGCCAGCCCACUGCAUGUAGCUGCUGCCAAAGGCUACAUAGAAGCCCUCAAGAUACUGUGUCAGUGUGGGCUGGAUGUGUCAGCCAUGGACUUCGAUGGCUGGACUCCUCUCCACGCUGCAGCACACUGGGGUCAGGGGGAGGCCUGCCGCAUUCUUGCUGAACAGCUGUGCAAUAUGGAGGCCCGAAGCAACGCGGGUCAGUCACCGUUUGAUGUAGCUGAUGAAAGUGUCGAGGAGCUCCUGGAGGAGUUAUCACAGAAACAAGCUAAUUGGCGUAAUGAACAGUCCAUAUUGGACAGGCAAAACCAGCAAGGCUCCACAGCUGCAAACGCACAAAACAAACGGCGGAGGACCUCAGUGUGCAGGAUGAGCAGUAAAGACAAGAUGAACGUGCAGGACCAGUCUAAAGAGAGGGGUGUUUCAGGAGGCCUUGAGCUGAGUGAGGAAAAGGAGAACAGUCCCGAAAGCUCCACCGUUUCCAGUCCAGACACUGAGAGUGUGACUACAUCUACAGUCAGUCCUGCUGACAAGACACCAGAGGAGAAAGAUGACGAGGAGAAGGAGCAGGACAAGGCAAACCGCACUGCCAGAGUCCAACCCACUCCUCAGACGAGAGAUGCCACUGCUGAGAGCCCCAACACUCCCAAUGCUGACAGGCGCAAGUUUCAGGCUCCAGUCAGAGACGAAGAGUCUGAGUCUCAGAGAAAAGCUCGCUCUCGGCUGAUGCGGCAGUCACGCCGCUCCACACAGGGUGUGACUCUGACAGACUUGAAAGAAGCCGAGAAGACUGCAGCUAAAGCUGCAGAUCCAGCGCCGCGCAACGUCCAGCCUGUCAGCCCCAUCGUUACUAUCACGCCUGCUGAAAGAGAUACAGACCCAGUGAAGCAAGAGGAGCCGGAGGGGGAGAAGCGCCUGGGAGUGAAAGACAGGAGGAAAGGCAGGAAAGAGAGACGCUCGACUGGCAUCAUUCAGCCAGGUGGAGAGAACGAAGAUGAGGACGCUUGUUUGGAUGACACCAACAGUAACCGUACCACUGAGAGUCAACUGGGAGACUCAUCAGCUGACUACAGAACGCUGUACUUUAAGGUACUGCAGGAGAACCUGGCGCUGAAGGACAAGUUGCAGGAGAUGGAGCUGCUGCUCAGCCAAAACAAAGUGGAGCUGGAGCGACUUCGACAGGUUCGGCAGAGUCAAGAGAGCAGCACAGACAGACCGGCCCUGCUGGAACUGGACAGAUUUGAGAAGUUGGCCCUCCAGAGGAAAGCAGUGGAACUGGAGGAUGAGCUAAAGGUUCUGGGGGACCUCAGAGCAGACAACCAGAGGCUCAAGGAUGAGAAUGCCGCCCUCAUUCGAGUCAUCAGCAAACUCUCAAGAUGAACCUAGAGGAGAAAGGAAAGAAAAAGGAAAAAAAAAACCUACAUGGGGAUAAAAAAGUAUUACAUUCUUCUUUUGCCCAACUCAGAAGACACAAACCAGGAUGGGAGACGGCAGCAUCAGACACCUGCACAGCACAUUCGACUAUUCAACAGUAACUGGAACAACGUGUAGAUUUCAGGGUUAUUCGCCUGUGUUUGGGCCUUUAUGUUUUGGCAGAUCUACUGUAUAAACAAGCUGAACUGCACCUCCUGUGGACUGACAGGAUGUUCCUGUUCACAUCCACUUUUAUAUUAAGUUUUUAUUGUAUUUUUUUAACUGGAAUAUUUGUGCUUUGCUUCUCUGAUACUUUGUGUAAAAUCUGUAUUAAGAGACUUAAAGCCAUGCACAGUGCGAGCUCGCAGUAAUGUUUUAGAUAGCUUUCUUGACCUCUGAGACAAAAAAAAAUGCCAGUCAGGUGUUAAGGGGUGGUUACUAGAGAAAAAAAAAACAACAAGACUUCAAUGUGCCAAAAACCAGCCCCAGAUUUGCAUGUCCUUUGGGAAAAACUCCAGGUGGUCAGUGUUCUCAGGAUGAGUCUUGGGUCGAUGCUUUCUGUUUUAGCUGACUGCUGUAACGGUGGACCAAAUUUGCAUGUUCAUUUCUCCCUGCUCCUCUGAAUGUAUAUUUAACAUGUAUAUUUAUGUACAGGGGUCAUCUGUCCUGACAGUGAUGUAAAGGUGUAGUUGUGGUCUCUGUUGUAAAAAAAAAAAAAAAAAAAAAAGGAUGGAGAGCUUUGGGUGCUAAUCAUGAAUGUCAGACACAGCUCGUGUUCAGAGGGAUUUUAACAGAAACCAUGUGUUACAAACGGCAGAUUUUUCAAGAGGUUUAGGAGAACGCAUGCUCUAUUCUUAGUACUGUAAGUCAGUAGAAAUUUCACUUUGCCAUUUUGACUGGACGCUUCUGAAAGCAACGACCCGUAAGCUAAGUAUUCACCCUGUGACGGACGGCUGUUAUUAUUCAACAGACAGGCCAGAUGGGUCAACUUUUGAAUGUUUACUCCAAUUUUAAAGAAAAAAACCUGCAUGUCAAAUUGUAUUUUGAUGCUGUGCCUUUCAAUAUACAUUUCUAAGUCAUAUUUCUAUUUUGCUUUGGUAAACGUACACUGUUAAGUAUAAAAUACAGUAUGAGCAUAAAUUAUUGAGUCAUA